CUGGGCGGCAGAAAGAACGCCAACAAGAAAAGCUUUAAAUCACAGUGUUUUCAAAUCAGCUAAGCCAUUUAGAUUUUACCAAUCGAGUGGUGAUUUGUUUUUCGUUCUCAUUUGCUCACGUUAAAUUUAUCUGAGAACCCAAUUCCUUUACAACCGAGAGUGUGUGCUGUAGGUCAUGGACACUUGCGCGACAGGUUUUUCCAGUACCGUUUUCUUUGACUUGGAGACUACUGGUUUUGGACCCUCAUGUGACAUAGUUCAGCUGGCGGCAGUGAAUGGCAGUCAUACGUUAAACCUCUUUAUGGUCCCGCGCUGCAGGAUGGAGCGUGGGGCCUGCAGGGUGACUGGCUUUAGCGUGCGUAAGAAUCGGCUCUUCCUACACCGCAGACCCAUGCUCACUAACUCGCUGAGGGAAGCCCUGGUGUCCUUCAUCACCUUCCUUUGUAUGUUUAGACGCCCGCUGCUAGUUGGUCACAACAUUCGCAGGUUUGAUUGUCUCGUGUUGGCUAGAGCUUUGGACGAGUUUGGCUUGAAAACAGCAUUCGAGGUAGGAAUUGCGGGUUUUGUGGACAGUCUCCCAUUGGCCUGCCAGCUUCUCAAGAACAGUGGAAUCCACAGCUUCAAGCAGGAGAUUCUAGUUAAGACCAUACUUGGUGUUUCCUAUGUGGCCCACAAUGCUUUGGAAGAUGUACAAGCCUUGCAGAAGCUUUACUGGACCCUCAGACCCACAGCCAGUCAGAUUCAGCAGCAUAUGUUUAGUCUGGAUUCACUCAAUACCAAUGCUGUCAAACCUGGCAGCCCACCAGGACAGGGGUCCUUAUAUGAGCACUUCCAAAGGGCAAUGAAAGUAACUGCAUCACAGGGGAGACGUAUGAGCUUUCGCUGAAUUAAGGAAAAUGGUUUUCAUGCACUACAACUUGUGUAGAAGUUGCAAUUUAUUUGAUACAACACCAGUUCCUUGUAUUGCAGUUGUUAAAUGGGGGUAUUAUUGUUGAAAAUACACAAUUAAUCCUUCAGCAGAGUAAGGAAUGUUAUUUUAGCAAUUAGUCAUAUGGCCAUUCAAGCCAUUCCUGUUCCAGCAUUGCCAGGAUAUAAGAGUGUAAGGCAGUUGAUAUGGAACACAACUGCACACACAUUUUUGUCUAUUUUAAGAAUAUUUAUUUAAUGAAAUUCCUUUAUUGAAAUAAAAGUUGUUGUUUUUUUUUUAAACUACAUGUAUGUUUUGCCUUACAGAACCUAGUAGGAGUAAGUCACUGGGUCGCUUGACCCAUCAUUUCAAAUGUAAUUAACAUGACAUUUUAUAGG
Molecule: messenger RNA, 1305 nt
Organism: Electrophorus electricus (electric eel)
Lineage: Eukaryota; Metazoa; Chordata; Actinopteri; Gymnotiformes; Gymnotidae
Gene: plex9.2
Product: PML-like exon 9.2
Biological process (GO): DNA catabolic process
Cellular component (GO): cytoplasm
Molecular function (GO): 3'-5'-DNA exonuclease activity; nucleic acid binding
Source: RefSeq, a predicted model, not a curated record